Molecule: messenger RNA, 537 nt
Organism: Pyrus x bretschneideri (Chinese white pear)
Lineage: Eukaryota; Viridiplantae; Streptophyta; Magnoliopsida; Rosales; Rosaceae
Exons: 1
Coding region: 206-367 (53 amino acids)
Source: RefSeq, a predicted model, not a curated record
AUCCACCUAAGGGGUUGACUUGUGGAACUCUUAGAGAGCAUCAAGGGGCAAGCAUUGCCCUUGAGAUGCAAAAACCGUAAGAGUUGACCUCAGUUGCUCUUAAACUCUAAUCAUCCACCAAAAUCUUGAACUAUAUCAGCGUUGAAGUUCAUCAAAAAGUGUCUUCUCUCAUUCCUCCCAAGUUAUUAACAGAAAAGGUAAAAAAAUGGAUCCGAAGUCGAGUGCUUUUUUGAUUGGAAUAGUUGGUGCAGCAGUGACCUUGUCUGCUUAUUCUCAGACUCUCGUCUCUCCAACUCAGUGCAUCGGAGUCGGCCUCUUUGUUCUCAUGUUUGGAUUGCUGGUCAGGGAAGGUCUCAUAUCUCUUUAGCUAACUCCAUCUAUCAGUCUUAAUUUCUUCUUUCGUUUCCCAUUACGGUUUUGUAAUUGAUAUGGUUCAUACAACUUUUUCUUGGAGAUUUGUAUGAUCUAGAGUUUGUUUCAUAGUAGUUAUUUGGAUUGGGCUUUUGUUAUAUGUAAUAUGUACGUUUCUUUUUUCUA